Molecule: messenger RNA, 1537 nt
Organism: Camellia sinensis
Lineage: Eukaryota; Viridiplantae; Streptophyta; Magnoliopsida; Ericales; Theaceae
Source: RefSeq, a predicted model, not a curated record
CAGCUCACAUAUUACACGUGUCUCAAUCUGAUUGGACCCGUUAAUUAGGUAUCUCCGUCACUCUUCGCUACAAAUACAACCCACACCCAUACCCUCUUCUCCUCACAAUUCAAUCACCAACCUCAACCUUAUCUCCAAUUCAUUUCUCCACAAUCCCCAAGAUGCAGAUCUUCGUUAAGACUCUCACAGGAAAGACGAUCACUCUCGAAGUCGAGAGCUCUGACACCAUUGAUAACGUCAAGGCCAAGAUCCAGGACAAGGAAGGAAUUCCACCGGAUCAACAGCGUCUCAUCUUUGCCGGAAAACAGCUCGAAGACGGCCGAACCCUCGCCGAUUACAACAUCCAGAAGGAGUCCACACUCCAUCUCGUCCUCCGCCUCCGCGGUGGGAUGCAGAUCUUCGUCAAAACCCUCACCGGCAAGACGAUCACUCUCGAAGUCGAGAGCUCCGACACGAUCGACAACGUCAAGGCCAAGAUCCAGGACAAAGAAGGAAUUCCACCAGACCAACAACGUCUCAUUUUCGCCGGAAAACAGCUCGAAGACGGCCGAACCCUAGCCGACUACAAUAUCCAGAAGGAAUCGACUCUCCAUCUCGUUCUCCGCCUGCGCGGUGGAAUGCAGAUCUUCGUGAAGACUCUCACCGGAAAAACCAUCACUCUCGAGGUCGAAAGCUCCGAUACGAUCGACAACGUCAAGGCGAAGAUCCAGGACAAGGAAGGUAUUCCGCCGGACCAGCAGCGUCUGAUUUUCGCCGGAAAACAGCUGGAGGACGGCCGAACCCUAGCCGAUUACAAUAUCCAGAAGGAAUCGACUCUCCACCUUGUCUUGCGUCUUCGAGGUGGUAUGCAGAUCUUUGUGAAGACUUUGACUGGGAAGACGAUUACUUUGGAGGUGGAGAGUUCGGACACCAUUGAUAAUGUGAAGGCCAAGAUCCAGGACAAGGAAGGUAUUCCGCCGGACCAGCAGCGUCUAAUCUUCGCCGGAAAACAGCUGGAGGACGGCCGAACCCUAGCCGAUUACAAUAUCCAGAAGGAAUCGACUCUCCACCUUGUGUUGCGUCUUCGAGGUGGUAUGCAGAUCUUUGUGAAGACUUUGACUGGGAAGACGAUUACUUUGGAGGUGGAGAGUUCGGACACAAUUGAUAAUGUGAAGGCGAAGAUUCAGGAUAAGGAGGGGAUUCCACCUGAUCAGCAGAGGUUGAUCUUCGCCGGAAAACAGCUUGAAGAUGGUCGGACCUUGGCCGAUUACAAUAUUCAGAAGGAGUCGACUCUUCACCUUGUGCUGCGUCUCCGUGGUGGUUUCUGAAGAUUCAAUGGUUUUAUUUGUGUGAUGUUUCUGUGAAAACUAGUUGUGAUUUCGGUGGCCUUGUUGUGGCGGAUAAAUAAAAUUGUGCUUUGUUAUAAUUCUUGUUUUUAUGCAAUCAAAAUUAUAAACGUAGUUGUUGGUAAUCAUAUUUGGUGUGAUGGUUCUGUGAAAACUAGUUGUGAUUUCGAUGGCCCUGUUGUGGCUGAUAAAUGAGAUUGUGCUUUGUUAUA